This is a messenger RNA of Linum trigynum, 915 nucleotides long. The record is from the annotation of a GenBank genome assembly. NCBI's taxonomy places the organism in Eukaryota, Viridiplantae, Streptophyta, Magnoliopsida, Malpighiales, Linaceae.
AUGCCACUCGAGCCGGUGGAGAGUGAUGUACUACCGAAGGAGAAAUCAGCGGGGGAGACUCAACAAACCCCGACGUCUUCCUUCGAGGCGAUGGUAGGGGAGCAAUCCCUUGCGGCUUCGGCUGCCACAUCGAGUGCCGAGGAGCCUGCAUCGGAUCUGGAAGGGGAGAAGGUUAAUCCUAGAACGAACCCAAUCCUAUUGGAAACUCCAAUGGGUGGCUGGAAAUCCAGGAAGAAGAAAUCGAGAUUCGGUGGGGGAGAACUGGGAGCCGCUGCACCACCGCCGCUAGGAAAGACGACGAAAAAGGAAUCGCCGGUGAGGGAUCUGUUGGGUAUGAAGACGCCGACCGUGGAAAAGAAGCUGAAAUCGACGAAGCUGAAAUUGACGCCGAAAAUGAAAAAGGGAAAGACAAGGCCGAUGGAGACGCUGACCGACGAGAAUUGGAAGGCAAAGCCGGGACCGAAAUCGAGCCGCCAGCCUCGUCGCUUGGUGGGUUGUCCGCUGCCGGUGAGUGAGGCGAAGAAGUCGAGGUCGAAAGUGGACGGACGUCCCUUCAAAUGUAGGGGCGCCUCGCCGUCGAGGAAGGAGAAGAAGAUUGGCGGCGGCCGAACCCUUUGCUUGUCGUCCGUCGGGGUGGAGAAGAAGCCGGCGCCGAGAGCGUCGAGGAAGGAUAAGAAGACGGCAGCUUCUGUGGCGUCCACUGAUGAGGAGGUGCCGCUGGAAGCGAGGUGGGCUGGCCGCAGGAGGAGCCGCUCGCCGGCGGCAAAGUCGAAGGAGGAAAUGGAGGAGGGCGGCGCUGGCUCUCUUUUAGCCAUCUGUGGGUCGUCAACCCUAGGGAGCAUCACACACCAGCAUGAUCUAGUGGGUCGCGCGAGACAGCAAGCCGUCCAAAGGGAUCAGGCCGAAUUGGGCUGA